AUUCCCCCAAUUUCUACUGCGAGAAAACAGGAUAAAAAGCAAAUGAAUGAUACACCAAAAAUAUAUAACUGAAUUACAAGAAAAAAAAGAAUUCACUAAUGACUCUUAAUUUAAUUCCAUAAGUUGUGCAUUGUGUGAUCAAUGCACAUUUUCCACUCUCCCAAUUAAAACCUUACGUGCUACAGAUUUUUACAUACUUUUUUUUUUAAUAUAUCUGUUGCAUUUUUGGGUUUGUUUUUGGGUUGCCUGUGGAAGCAAAUAAUUCUCAUUAGUUUUGAGGUUAUUUAUCAUGGCUGGUCGUUAUAAUGAAAAUCCUUUUGCAGAAGAAGCUAACGUGAAUCCAUUUGCGAAUGGAAGUUCUACUCGUGGUUCAACAGUCGAUAUUCCUCUUGAUAAUGCAAAGACAACAAUGCAGGAUCUAAAGAAGAAGGAGAAGGAACUACAAGCUAGAGAGGCUGAUCUGAGAAGAAGAGAAGCGGAAGUGAAGAGGAGAGAAGAAGCUUUAGCAGGAGCCGGUGUUGUUAUAGAGGAAAGGAAUUGGCCACCAUUCUUACCCAUCUUUCAUCAAGAUAUCGCAAAUGAAAUUCCAAUCCAUCUACAAAAGUUGCAGUAUGUUGCGUUCGCUACAUUCUUGGGUUUGGGGUGUUGUUUACUAUGGAACCUUUUAUCGACCACCACUCUUUGGUUCAAAGGAGGAGACGUAGGCGCUUGGGUUUUGUCUAUUCUCUACUUAUUUGGUUUUCCAUUAGCCUACUUUGUGUGGUAUCGUCCUCUUUAUCGUGCAAUGAGGACUGAUAGCGCGCUGAAGUUUGGGUGGUUUUUCUUAUGUUAUUCGAUUCACAUUACAUAUUGCGUCUUAGCUGCGGUGGCACCUCCAUUCAUAUUUAGGGAACAUUCCUUGACUGGUUUUAUGAAUGCAAUUGAUCUUAUACGCUGGAGUUCGACACUUGGGGUAUUCUUCUUCAUAGGGGCUGGAUUGUUCUCUCUUGAGGCACUGAUUAGCAUAUGGGUUAUUCAGCAAGUGUUCCUGUAUUUCCGAGGGAGUGGUAAAGCUGCGGAGAUGAAGAAAGAGGCUGCAAGGUCAACGAUAAACGCAAUGUGAACUAACAUUGGGGGAUCGAAUUCGUGGAGUUUUGAACUUCCGCUGUUGUAUUUUUUGGAUUGUUUCUUCUCACACCUUAGCCUAGAUAAGCAUUUGUUAAUUAAUGUGACUUCUCAAGUACAUACAUAGUGGUGUCCUGGCCUCUGGCUAUACUAGUGUCGUGUUAAUCCUUAAAA
This is a messenger RNA of Lycium barbarum (goji berry), 1278 nucleotides long. Its product is annotated as secretory carrier-associated membrane protein 2-like. The record is from RefSeq and is a predicted model, not a curated record. Gene Ontology annotation, biological process: protein transport. The transcript is spliced from 12 exons. Gene Ontology annotation, cellular component: recycling endosome membrane; trans-Golgi network membrane. Bases 290 to 1102 code for a protein of 270 amino acids. Lineage: Eukaryota; Viridiplantae; Streptophyta; Magnoliopsida; Solanales; Solanaceae.